AUGGAAGAAAAUGGAUGGGUGAUAUCCAUUUCAAUUCUCCUUCUCUUCAUUAAUUUUCUCUCAAAAUCGAUACUAAAGAGAGAAACAAAACACAAAAACCUUCCACCAACUCCACCAGCUUUACCACUGAUAGGACACCUUCAUCUCAUAAAAGAACCACUACACCGUACUCUCAGUAACCUUACUCUCAAGUAUGGCCACAUAUUUUUUCUCCGCCUUGGAUCCCGAAACGUCCUCGUCGUUUCAUCCCCUUCCUUGGUUGAAGAAUGCUUCACCAAAAACGACAUCACCUUCGCAAACCGUCCCCGCACGCUCGCCGGAAAACACCUCAACUACAACUGCACAGCGAUGGGAUUCGCUUCCUACGGCGAUCACUGGCGCAACCUUCGCCGUCUAACGACCCUCGAACUGUUAUCCUCCAACCGGCUCGCCAAGUUCGCCAGAAUUCGAGAAGAAGAGGUGAAAAUCUUGGUGAAGCAACUGUUCGAAGAUUGCAAAGAUGAAACGGUGUCGGUAGAGGUAGAGCUUAGGCCUAGACUAGUGGCGCUUUCCUUCAACAUAAUGGUUAGGAUGAUAACUGGGAAACACUACUAUGGCAAAGAUGCGGUUUCAGAAGAAGAGAAAGAGUUUCAGCUUCUGAUGAAAGACUUGGCAGAGCUAAAUGGAAGUGGAAAUUUGAAUGAUUUUCUUCCAAUACUUCAGUGGAUUGAUUUCCAAGGGAUAGAGAAGAAGAUGAUUAAGGUGAUGCACAAAGUGGAUAGCUUCUUCCAGAAAUUGAUUGAUAACCACCGCCAAAACAGUGACACCGACGCCGACUUCUUGAACGGUUCGAAGGACAUGACGCUCAUUGAUGUCAUGUUGGAACUGCAAAAAGAGGAACCAGAAAUCUAUACUAACCAAACUGUCAAAGGUGUUAUUCUGGCAAUGCUUGUGGCUGGCUCUGAAACUUCAGCAACUGCACUGGAAUGGGCACUGUCACUUCUUCUCAAUCAUCCGAAAGCAAUGAACAAGACAAAGAUUGAGAUAGAAACUUGUGUGGGACAAGAUCAAUUGUUAAACGAACAAGACGCUACGAAACUCAAGUAUUUGCAAAACGUCAUCACAGAGACACUUCGUUUAUAUCCAGUGGCUCCAAACUUGAUACCCCACGAAUCCGCCAAUGAUUGCAAAGUUGGAGGUUAUGAUAUUCCACGUGGGACAAUGCUAUUGGUGAACCUAUGGACCUUGCAUAGGGACGCAGAGUGGUGGACAGAUCCAACAAGGUUUGAGCCAGAGAGAUAUGAAAGAGGAGAAGGUGGUGAAAAAGUGUAUGAUAUGAUCCCAUUUGGCACUGGAAGGCGAGCUUGCCCUGGAGCUGGUUUGGCAAAGCGUGUUAUGGGACAUGCGUUGGGUGCUUUGAUUCAGUGUUUUGAGUGGAAUAGGAUUGCUGAUGAAGAAAUCAACAUGGCAGAGGGAACAGGGAUUACCCUACCCAGAGUUCAGCCCUUGGUUGCCUUGUGUAGGCCACGCCAAACCAUGAUCAAGGUUCUGUCCGAUAUAUGAAGCACUUUGUGUCAACAGGUUGAAAUUCACUUGAAUAUAAAUUUAGAGGAUAUUUUAAACUUAUUGAAUAAAUAAGUCAUUACACUAAUGUUGUUUUUUUUUUUUAAUACUUAUUUUAUUGUGGAUUGGCACUUGAUGUGUCAUUGCUUGCUAUCCUAUUAAAUAAAGACUCGUUUAUGUGGAUUAAGUGAAUUUUAAUUUCCUCUCAGUUAAUAUUUCCAACAUCAAUUAUAAUUAUAAAUUCUUUUUUAAUUGUUCGAUUCAUAAAUCUUAUUUCUAAUUUUCUUUUUUUUAUUUGAACGAACAUGUUAUCAUUAGGUAUUUACAUUAUCAUUGAUCUUGGUUUGUAUCUUAAAAUGUUUAGUAGUACACACACUUUAUAUAUUUGAGAGAAUCUUGAUCAUGUUGACGUAACCUACAUAAGGCACCGAAUAUUUAACUGAGUAUGGUAAUCUUACCUCCUUUCUCUCAUGUUAAUUUCUCCAUCUCCGAUUAUGCCUUGGGAUAAUAACUUCUUAAUUUCUUAAAUUUACAUUGUCCCUUAUAUUCUUAUUCUAGUUUCACUUCCUUCAAAUAAAAUGUAUACUCAUAUAUGCGACAAAAGCUUAAUCCUUGUUUAACUAGCUUAAAAUAGAAUAUUCAAAUCCACAAUAAUGCUAUUCAAACACUUGGAUUUGGUGUUUAUACCCAACACCGUAUACCAACAGUUUUUGAAUACAAGGUUGCAUAUUAGUUAUUCUACACACGUGAACAUACUGCUGAACUC
Molecule: messenger RNA, 2308 nt
Organism: Abrus precatorius (Indian licorice)
Lineage: Eukaryota; Viridiplantae; Streptophyta; Magnoliopsida; Fabales; Fabaceae
Product: isoflavone 2'-hydroxylase-like
Exons: 2
Coding region: 1-1542 (513 amino acids)
Molecular function (GO): iron ion binding; oxidoreductase activity, acting on paired donors, with incorporation or reduction of molecular oxygen; monooxygenase activity
Source: RefSeq, a predicted model, not a curated record